CUUAUGACAUCUGUGCUCAUUAACUACUGAGCACCUUAAAACUGCUGGCUGCUGCCUGGAGCUCAGCGACUGAGAUUGGAGGAAGUAGCCCAGGCUUUGUGGUUCUUGCUUGUUGGCUGGUGGAGAUUAAUCGAUCACGCAGAAUGGAUGCAAUCCUGAACUGUAGAAUGGAGGAUGUGGAAGAUUUCUAUGAGUUGUUGGGAUGCGAUGAACUCUCCACGGUUGAACAAAUCCUGGCAGAAUUUAAGAUCAGAGCUCUUGAAUGUCAUCCUGAUAAGAAUCCUGAAGACCCCCAAGCAGUGGAGAAUUUUCAGAGGCUCCAGAAGGCCAAGGAUAUCCUGACCAAUGAGGAGAGUCGGGAUCGUUAUGAUUACUGGAGGAGAAGCAGGAUUCCUAUCCCUUUCCACCAAUGGGAAGCUCUGAGUAACUCAGUCAAAACGUCUAUGCACUGGGCUGUCAGAAGUAAGAAAGAGAAGAUGCUGGAAGAAUCGGACCCAGCUUGACCAACCAAUGUCCCAGAGGAGGAAGGGAGCCAGCAAAAAACCUCCAGGAAAGAAGUGGGCUCAGCCACAGAGAGAAAGGAUCAAGGAAAGCCCGACACCUUGGAUAAACCGUGGUCCCCACAAAGCCCCGACUCCUCAAACUUUCCAGAUGUGAAUUGCUGGCAUCUGCGUUUUCGCUGGUCAGGAGACACUCCCUCGGACCUCUUGCGGAAGUUCAGAAACUAUGAAAUAUAAAUCUCAUCUUCAAGAAGUAGAAAGAGGGCAGUCUGCUGCCGCCAUCUCCUUGGGCUUGCCCCAUAUGGUCCUUUGGUCCACAUCCUUAACAAGAAGUCUUUGUUCUUUGUGCUUAUGUAAAGGAGAGCAUUAGCUGUUACUGUUCAACAUGUGAAGCUGUCCCCAUGAUGUAUAUGCUAAGGGAGAAAAAAUUGGGAAGAGGGUGACAUGCAUGUAAAAGAGAGCAUGGCCUCAUGGCCAUCUUUGGAAUCAAGAACUGGGUUCAAGUCUUGCCUUUGACCCAUAUGGGCUAUGUCACCCUGGAAAGUCUCAUUUCCCUCCUCAGAGUCCCACAUGGCUCUAUUAAGAGUGUUAAGUUGUGGAGGACUUGUUAGUCUCUGUCAGUAGGAGGAAGUUUCCAUGUUGGAAGGUCCCCCACACCAACAAAAUCACAGACCUGAACCCCGCCCCCCAAUCUGAUGGCUUAUAUUGUUCUUUUGUGAAUUUUAUUUAUAGACAUGCUUUAUGGUUGUCAUUAUAUAUGUGGUGCUUAGUGUGUUGCCUUGUACACAACAGAGCUUAAUAAAUGUUUGUGGAAUUGUA
Molecule: messenger RNA, 1319 nt
Organism: Monodelphis domestica (gray short-tailed opossum)
Lineage: Eukaryota; Metazoa; Chordata; Mammalia; Didelphimorphia; Didelphidae
Gene: DNAJC12
Product: DnaJ heat shock protein family (Hsp40) member C12
Cellular component (GO): cytoplasm
Source: RefSeq, a predicted model, not a curated record